CUUCCUCGAGCAACCAAAAAACUCUUCCGAGUCUUUCUUUCUGUUUCUCUCUUCGUAUCUGCACACUGAAAUUUCAAGCCUCAAUCUUUAGGUUUUCCAAAUUGGAGUUGCAAUUACUAACUUGAACACAUAAUUCGACCAAAAAAAGAAAAACAGUGAACAAAGCAUGGGUUGGAACGAGGUAACCGGGUCGGGGCAGCAAGCUGGGCCGAGCGGAGGAGAAGCGGGUCCCAGUAGCAGCGACCCUGGCUCGGCGCGGCGGUUCCAACUGGCGGCUCAGCCGGAGAUCAUGAGAGCAGCCGAAAAGGACGACCAGUACGCCUCCUUCGUCUACGACGCUUGCCGCGAUGCCGUCCGCCACCUCUUGGGUACAAGAACUGCUGUAGCUUACCAGAACGAGACAAAGCUUCUUGGGCAAGUGCUUUAUUACGUUUUGACAACAGGGUCAGGCCAGCAAACUCUUGGGGAAGAGUACUGCGACAUCACUCAGGUUGCAGGGCCUUAUGGGCUGCCUCCAACCCCAGCAAGGCGAGCACUUUUCAUUGUGUACCAGACGGCACUUCCUUAUAUUGCAGAACGAAUUAGUUCUAGAGCUGCUAACCGUGGCAUAGUACUUGCUGAUUCCGAUGAGCUCUAUGGCAAUAAUGCUUCAUUGAGCAAUGAUGUUCAGUCUUCUUCAGUCACCCCUACUUCAACUGCCUCUACAUCAGGGGCAUCUGCUUCAGCUAUCAGAAGAUUAAAAGAGAAAUUCAACGGAUUAUGGCUUUCUUUAGUUCGCAGAUGGCCUACGGUGCUUCCUAUAGCUCGUGAAUUUUUGCAAUUGGUUAUUCGUGCUAACCUCAUGUUCUUUUACUUUGAAGGCCUCUUUUAUCAUAUAUCAAAACGUACAGCAGGCAUUCGUUAUGUGUUCAUUGGAAAACCAUCCAACCAAAGGCCUAGAUACCAAAUUCUGGGCGUAUUCCUGUUGAUUCAGCUCUGUAUUAUAGCUGCUGAAGGACUGAGGCGGAGUAAUUUAUCUUCUAUCGCAGGUUCAUCUCAUCAGACUUUUGGUACACAUCAAACUUCUGGAGGUCGAGAUUUGCCUGUGUUAAAUGAGGAAGGUCAUUUGAUAUCAGCAGACGCUGCCAAGGGAAGUUGGGUCUCUGAUUCAUCGACUUCAGAGUCUCAGGCCAGUGGGAUGAGCAAAUGCACACUCUGUUUGAGUAAUCGGCAACACCCAACAGCCACACCUUGUGGCCACGUAUUUUGCUGGAGUUGCAUUAUGGAGUGGUGCAAUGAAAAGCCUGAAUGCCCCCUCUGCCGGACUCCCAUAACUCAUUCGAGCCUAGUUUGCUUGUACCAUUCAGACUUCUAGUAUUCGAUCGCGGUGCACUACAGUUUUCACUAAACAGAAAGGAAAAUCAACUUGCAACCAAGCAGCAGCUUGUCCUCCUGUUUAAUGACAACCACCAUAUUUAUUCAGUUAUUGUAUGUCACUGAGAAUAAUAAAUAGGUUAGAAUAGAAUGGAGCAGCACCUAUGUGCCUCAAAAAUAGUGGUUGUAAGCUUGUAAUUGCCUCAUUUGAAGAUAGAAGAUCAAUAUGCGUAGCAAAGAUUCUAUUUGAGUGUCGAAAUAAUUCUUCAAAUAUAUAAUUUAAUC
Prunus dulcis (almond) is the source of this 1638-nucleotide messenger RNA. RefSeq names its product peroxisome biogenesis factor 10. Gene Ontology annotation, biological process: protein import into peroxisome matrix. The transcript is spliced from 10 exons. The record is from RefSeq and is a predicted model, not a curated record. Lineage: Eukaryota; Viridiplantae; Streptophyta; Magnoliopsida; Rosales; Rosaceae. The coding region runs from base 167 to 1354 and encodes 395 amino acids. Gene Ontology annotation, cellular component: peroxisomal membrane. Gene Ontology annotation, molecular function: zinc ion binding.